Pieris macdunnoughi is the source of this 771-nucleotide messenger RNA. The record is from the annotation of a GenBank genome assembly. Lineage: Eukaryota; Metazoa; Arthropoda; Insecta; Lepidoptera; Pieridae.
AUGAAGUUGGUAGAAAUAAUAAUAUUACCUGAAGUACAACUUGGGGAUCCCUUACAGCAAGUGCGGCUUCCCAGCCUCGAUCCUUGGAGACGAGAACGAACUAUGUUGGCAGAUAAUCGCUUUCGUAUCAUAGACUCCGCGAUGACACCUUGGCCACAUUUUGUCUAUGACAUAUUCGACUUUCAUCGAAUGAAACAGACUAUUAAGGAAUAUUUUAGGAAUUUUGUUAAAACGUCAAUACCAGAAGAGCCGGUCUCUUUGUCUUUUUGGACUGCAUCGAAUCUGACUCUCACACCGAGGGACAGACUGGCGCUGUUCAUGGUGGAUGAUGCGUUACUAAGGCUACAUAUGGAGGUCAGGCUAAUUGGAUUGAAUAGUGUCCUGUGUUGUGUGUCUUGUUCGACGGAAAUCGCGCGAAGAGAGAAUGUGUUCGCUAUGUCCACUGAGGGAGUGCAUUCAAAUUAUAUUAACUUAGGUGGAUAUAUGCACGACUUAGUGACCGUGACCCGAACUCAAAAUAUACAAUUGAGUGGCCCUGCUUCGACCGAGUUUUCUUGGUUUCCGGGAUAUGCUUGGAGUAUAGCGCUCUGCGUUUGUUGUAUGGCGCAUGUUGGUUGGAGAUUCGAUGCCCUAAAGCGUGCAGUACGCCCAUCACAGUUCUUCGGCCUUUGCCGCAAUAACGUCGUACCACGACCUGCCCCCACUUUCCCGCCUUCUACCCCGCCCCCUGCGAAUCUACCCUCAGACGGAUCAGUAUCCCAACCUCUAUAA